Pangasianodon hypophthalmus (striped catfish) is the source of this 7732-nucleotide messenger RNA. RefSeq names its product phosphatidylinositol-3,4,5-trisphosphate-dependent Rac exchange factor 1 (gene prex1). The record is from RefSeq and is a predicted model, not a curated record. Bases 506 to 5353 code for a protein of 1615 amino acids. Lineage: Eukaryota; Metazoa; Chordata; Actinopteri; Siluriformes; Pangasiidae. Gene Ontology annotation, molecular function: guanyl-nucleotide exchange factor activity; protein binding. Gene Ontology annotation, biological process: intracellular signal transduction. The transcript has 40 exons.
AGUGAGUGUGUUGUGAGUGUGAACAUGAGAAGGGAUUGAAGCAGCAGACAGCCUGGUCUCCUCAGAGACUGCUUUACUCCUCAGUGUAACUACAACAGCGUGGUACUGUGUGCACUGCGCUGCUGCGCUGCACGGUGCGUUCAGGAGCUCCUCAGUUCCUCACUUGUUUCUCUUCAGGACACUCUUGAAGAGCACACGGUUCUCUCGUCUCGCCUGGUUACCGGCUUAGCCUUUUCUUUUUUAGCAGUUUUAUUUCCAAACAGGAAAUAUGUUUUAGUUUGAACUUUUAUGAAAGUUUAUUUUCAUUAAAUAGGUAAGUGUUAAGGUUUUCGCUGGCUGUCUCGCUGUGUGUAUGUGUAUGUGUAUGUGUAUGUGUGUCUGUGCGAUGCGAGGUGGAAUGGACUAGAAACACAAACACACAAGCACGACACAUCCACGCCGCUCCGUUUGGCAGUGUCCUCGCAAGUGUGGCAGCGGUUUUUGGUGAGGAUUUUCUCGGGGGAACAUGGAGGAGGACAGAGCUCGGGAAAACGCCGAGCAGCCGGGCAAAGACUCGGAGCGCCAGCUUCGUCUGCGGCUCUGUGUACUCAACGAGAUGUUGAACACGGAGCGAGAUUAUGUGCGCACUCUCGCCUUCCUGCAGUCGGCCUUUCUCCAGAGGAUCAGACAGAUGGGAGAAAAUCAGCAGUGUCUGACACCAGAACAAGUCAAGAUCUUGUUCUCCAACAUUGAAGAGAUCUUGGAUGUACACCGGGAGUUUUCCUCUGCGCUGGAGUCCAGUCUGCAGCCCGAGCCUCAGCCUCAGCAUGCGCUCGGCCACGUCUUCCUCCAGUUUAGAGACCGCUUCUCAGUGUAUGGAGAAUACUGUAGUAACCAUGAGAAAGCUCUCAGACUGCUGAUGGAGCUCAAUAAGAUCCCCCACAUCCGCACCUUCUUACUGCACUGCAUGUUGCUGGGUGGGAAGAAGAGCACAGAUGUUCCUCUGGAGGGUUACCUGCUCUCGCCUAUUCAGAGGAUCUGCAAGUACCCUCUCCUGCUCAAGGAGCUGUUGAAAAGGACGCCUAAGAAGCAUGCGGAUUACCCGGCCGUGGAGGAAGCUCUGCAGGCCAUGAAGGAAGUGUGCUCUAAUAUCAAUGAAACGAAGAGACAGAUGGAAAAACUGGAGGCUCUUGAGCAGCUCCAGUCCCACAUAGAGGGCUGGGAGGGAACAAAUCUAACCGAUAUCUGUACUGAGCUGCUCCUCCACGGCAAUCUGCUGAAGAUCUCAGCAGGAAACAUUCAGGAAAGGGUCUUCUUCCUGUUCGAUAACCUUCUUGUGUACUGCAAGAGGAAGUCCAGAGUUUCAGGGAAGAAGUCCACCAAGAGGACGAAGUCUAUCAACGGCCCGCUGUACGUCUUCCGUGGCCGAAUCAACACGGAAGUAAUGGAGGUGGAAAAUGUUGAAGAUGGAACGGCUGAUUAUCAUAGCAACAACUACACUGUGACCAACGGCUGGAAGAUUCACAACACGGCCAAAAACAAGUGGUUUGUGUGCAUGGCCAAGAAUGCAGAAGAAAAGCAAAAAUGGCUGGACGCCAUUUUAAAGGAGCGUGAACAGAGAGAGAGUCUCAAACUGGGAAUGGAGCGCGAUGCUUACGUAAUGAUCGCAGAGAAAGGAGAGAAGCUCUACCACAUGAUGAUGACCAAGAGCCGGCAUCUGAUCAAAGACCGCCGGAGGAAGCUCACCAUCGUGCCCAAGUGCUUUCUGGGAAAUGAGUUUGUCGCCUGGCUGUUGGAGAGUGGAGAGAUCAGUAAACCAGAGGAAGGGAUCAAUUUGGGCCAAGCACUGCUGGAGAACGGUCUCAUCCACCAUGUUUCAGAUAAACACCAGUUUAAGAACGAGCAGGUACUGUAUCGGUUCCGUUACGAUGACGGCACCUACAAGGCCAGGAGCGAGAUGGAGGAUAUCGUAUCCAAGGGUGUGAGACUGUACUGUCGUCUCCACAGCCUGUUCACACCUGUGAUUAAAGACCGAGACCACCACCUGAAGACGUUUAAAUCAGUCUUACCAGCCAGUAAACUGGUGGAUUGGCUUGUCUCACAGGGAGACUGUUCUACCCGCGAGGAUGCCGUCACACUUGGGGUCGGCCUUUGCAACAACGGCUUCAUGCACCACGUCCUGGAAAAGAGCGAGUUCAAGGACGAAUCUCAGUUCUUCCGUUUCCACGCUGAUGAGGAGACAGAGGGCACCAGCACUAAGACCAAGCAGCUUCGCAAUGACUUCAAGCUCAUCGAGAACAUCAUGGCUAAGUCUCUAGUGAUUCAUCCAGAGGAGGAAGACUACGGAUUUCAGAUUGAGGAGAAGAACAAGGCCAUCAUGGUGAAGAGUGUAACCAGGGGCUCCCAUGCUGAGAUGGCGGGGUUGCAGGCAGGAAGGAAGAUCUACUCCAUUAACGAAGACCUCGUGUUCCUGAGGCCCUUCGCUGAGGUGGAGAUGAUGAUCAACCAGUCUUUCUGUAUACGUCGCUCUCUCAGGCUGCUGGUUGCCACCAAAAACAAAGAGCUCGUGAAGAUUCCAGACUGUCAAGACGGCCUGUCAUUCAAACUGCUUGGAUCCUGUCCUCCAUAUGUGCAUGCUGUGAGGAAAGGGUCAGAGGCCGCAGCAGCAGGCCUGCAGGCUGGUCAGUGUGUGCUCAAAGUAAAUGGCACCAACAUGAGCCAGAGCAGCUACGAGGAGGUGCUGGACCACUUCAGCAGUUAUCAGCCUGAACAGGAUGAGAAGGAGCAGGGUUGCAGUCAGUGGGUGUACCGUGUGUAUGACGAUGUGGAGGAACAGGUGUUCAGCUCGUGCCUCUCAGAGAAUGGUUCAGAUGCUGAGGAAAACGGCUGUGCUAAUGGAACAGUCAGAGGUCUGCAACAUUUGUCCCUGUCUGGAGAUGUCCCACUGGUUAAUAUGAUGGUGGAUAACGUGCACCUGGAACAUGGUGUUGUGUAUGAGUACGUGAGCUCAGCUGGGAUCAAGCACCAUGUUCUGGAGAAGAUGGUAGAGCCAAAGGGCUGCUUCAGCCUUACAGCAAAGAUAUUAGAAGCCUUUGCUAAAGAUGACCGCCAUUUUGUGACGAGCUGCAGUCAGCUGAUCGCUCAGAGCGAGCGUGUAAUGUCGAUGCCGCAGUACGAGUUCAGAAGUAUCUGCGACACCAAACUGGAGAGUAUACGCAAACGUAUCUGCAGCUAUCAACAGUUUGCAGACGAGCUGCAGAAUAAGGGCUCGCCCAUGUUUAAGCAGGCUAGCACUAAACCUCAUGCCCUGGGCUGCAUGGACUUUGUGCCCACCAACUGCCACCUGAACCUGAUGCAGGUUUCAUGCCCCAAGAGCAGCACAUCAGCCGGCCGUGCUUUCAGCAUCCGAUUCGGGCGCAAGAAUUCCUUUUUUGGCCUUGACCCAGACCAAGCAAAUCUGAACCCCAUGUCCCACACGGUCCACUGUGUGACCAGCAUGGCCGCCCCAUCCUGGAGCUGCAUGGGUCUGGAUAACGAGGAGGUGGAGGGAGUAGAUGGAGGCAUCGAGGCAUGCAGGAGGCGCACGUGGGGUGGAGGAGGCCUCAGUUUUCUCCUCAAGCAGGAGGACACUGAGAGCCAGGACAACUACAUCUGCCUUUAUAACCGGCUGGACAUCGCGGUCAGGGAGAUGAAGCUCUACGUGGCUCAAAUUGAUGUGCUCCUGUCCUCCAUCACUGGUCCCAUCCAGCCUCAGAGCUCUGAGCCUCCUUCAUAUGACAGUGUGCCGUCUACUUCUCCUGGGCAUGAGGAGGCCAGUCAGAGCAAAAGAGUGUGCUUCAAAGUGAAUGAGGAUGAUCAGGAGGAUUCUGGACAUGACACCAUGAGCUACAGAGACUCUUACAGUGAGUGCAACAGUAACCGAGACUCUGUGCUGUCCUACACGAGCGUACGAAGCAACAGCUCUUAUCUAGGGAGUGACGAGAUGGGCUCAGGAGAUGAGCUGCCAUGUGACAUGCAGAUUCCCCUGGACAAACAGGACAAGCUGCAUGGGUGUCUGGAGCAUCUGUUUAAUCAAGUCGACUCUAUCAACAGCCUCCUGAAAGGGCCGGUCAUGAGCAAAGCAUGCGAGGAAACCAAGCAUUUCCACCCUGACCACACUCAGCCAGAAUUCCGCCACGCGGACGACUGGACAGCACGAUGCAGAUACAUCCUACACAAAAACAUCCAGGAGGACCCUUGGAACCUGCCCAGCUCCAUCAAAAACCUGGUGGACAGUCUGCAUCGCUUCGUAGAGGAUGGGAGGAAUCAGCUCUUGCUGGCCUUGCUGAAGUGCACAGACACGGAGCUGCAGUUACGACGAGAUGCGAUUUUCUGCCAGGCCCUCGUGGGUGCGCUGUGCACACUGGCCGAACAACUGGUCUGGGCGCUCAACCUUCGCUACAACAACAACGGUGAAUAUGAAGACGACUGCAAGGAGGUCAGCCACAAAUGGCUGGAGCAGAUCUCGGCAAUCGGAGUGCUCUUUAACUUCCAGUCCACUCUCUCGCCGCACGUGAGAGAGGAGCGCACCAUGCUGGAAGACACAAAAGCAGCUCUGCAGGAUCUGGAUAAAGUCACCGUGCUCUUCCGACCAUUGGAGAACGAAUGCCUUGUUGCAAACACGCCAGUGCAUUAUCAGGUGGAAGGCAGUCGGCAGGCAAUCCGUGUCACGCUUUACCUGGACAGCUGUCAUUUCAGCGAGCUUCCCACGCGGCUGCAGAAUGGAGGCAGCCUCAAGCUGCACUCAGCUCUUUUCACCAGAGCAUUGGAGAGGCCGGAAGGAGUGGCAGCUCAGGACUUUCUGGCCAUGGAAGAGUUUCAGCAGCGGAUCAAUGCUGUGUCACUCGAAAAAGUCAAGUUCUAUUACCGGAGACUCAGGGCUUUCUAUUUAGAGAAAUCCAAUUUAUCCUCCGACUCAAAUUCCACUGCCAUGAAAAUAGAUCAUCUGCUUCGUCCUCUCAACACCCUGGAUGACCUGUGCAGGCUCAUGCAGACCUACAUGAAUGUGAAGCCGAGUGCGGUAGGCCACCCAUCCGGAGUCAGCGUGCUGCUGGUGUCCUCAGAGCUGUGCAACCGCCUGGGGGCCUGCCACAUCAGUAUGUGUGCCACUGGCAUGCAGAGGUGCACCCUGACUGUCUCCUUGGAGCAGGCCAUGAAUCUGGCCAGGAACCACGGCCUCAUGCCCCGCUGCUUCAUGCAGACUAUGGACAUUAUGCGCAAACAGGGCACCAGAGUGGAAAUCUCUGCCAAAAACCUCAAAGUGAUGGACCAGAUGCCUGCCUUCGCACCAAGGCUCUUCAAGCUGUGUCUCCCUCCUUCCGAUGGUGAUCUCUGAGUUUCUCGACGCAGCCUCUUGACCGUUCACUUGAAAUAUUAAAAGAAAGACUUGUGACUCUGGGACAGUGAGACUUGUUAAAGAGGUCACUUUGCCUUUGUCAGAUGUUUCCGUUGUACCACACCUCGGCUCUGAGAGGAUUUUUACAGGAGGCUGAUUGAGGCUAACACAACAGCCUGUACGGGAAUAGUUUAGUCACAAUGCUACCCUUGGCUAGCAGCGACUACUCCCACUGCUCCAGCACAGACUUCUCUUAAUAUACUUGGAUUUUGCCACUGAUUGAUGCCGUUCCUAAGACUAUGGAUCUUUUUUUAACCGAGUUACUAAACUACCUGUAACAGACUGUGUUCCUCACUUUGCCUUGGACUGCAGCGUUGGUGAGCUAACUGGUUCCGUCUCUAGAUGCCGAGGCUAAGGUCUCUUCCACUGCCUCAGACACGUGGUGAUUAUGUGCAAUUACUGUAGCUUAGCAUGUGCAUUCCUGCACUAUUCCUUUCCAAGAGUACUCUUCAAAAGGAGUGUUUUUAUUUUCCUCACAUCAGGUCUUAUAAAUUACUGAAAGCAUUCCAGUCUAACAGCCUGACAGUAUUAUAUGGACCAAGCUGACACUGUUUAAGAUGUUUUAGUUUAUAUAUAUUGAAAUGCUUUAUUUUAUUUUAUGUUAUAGUUUGCGUCAGAGUUCCGUAAUCUAUCCAGGAUGAAAGAUCAUGUUAGGUCAGAAAGCUAAAUAAAGUUACUCAGAUAAUCAAUUGACAUCUAUUGAUACUAAAUGCUCAAGAUUUUUACUAAUCAGAUCAGAGAAAGCGAAGACGUUUCUGUGUGUGUGUCUGGUUUUGGCACUUUUUAAUCUCUGGGUGUUACAGUACAGAACUAUUCUAGAGCGUAGCAUGAGUGUUUUGAGAAGCACACAAAAAAAAAAAAGCUCAAAUUAUUCAACAGUGUUUGCUAAAGUACUGUACAAAACAAAGGGAUCAUUGAAGGAUGCUUAAAUAUAGUGAAAUUUAUUUUAUUGAAUUUCCUGUGUGUGUGUGUGUGUGUGUGUGUGUGUGUGUGUGUGUACGUAUAUAUAUAUAUAUAUAUAUAUAUAUAUAUAUAUAUAUAUAUAUAUAUAUAUAUAUAUAUAUAUAUAUACAGGUCCUCUUUGGAGACCGUAAUGCUAUAAUUUAAAUUGAAUUAUUAAUGUUAAAGCAAAACAAUAUGGAACUGUACAUCUUUCGUUUUGUAUACAUGCUGUAUAUGUGAAUAGGAGUCCUUGUUGUGUAUUUCCACUUACAUUGUUUUGAGUAUUUAUACUUCUAACCAUGUCCAUGUGGUCAGUAGAGAUUUACAGACAAUUUGAAAAAUGCACCAGAGCCUUGUUUCUUGACCGAGGGAAAAAUCUAACAUUAAUCUAACCUUUUGGUUCCUCAAAGCAAGCUCAAUUGUUAUUUAUUGAUUAGCCUAUGAUAAACUGAGCAUAGACUAUUUUUUAAAUUCAAAAUCAAGAACUGGUACAUAAAUAUUCUGAGUUUACCUACAGAACUGUAUACACAUAUAAUAUGUUUUAAUCAUAUUUUCUUUUAUGGAAACCCACCUUCCCCAUGACAUAAACAUACUACAGAUAUGACUGCAUGUCUUUUUUUUGUCACAUAGCCGACAAAACACUGUGACAAAGGUUUUGUUCAAUGUUAUGCAAUGCUGUGUGUUUGACAUUCACAGUGCCUUUUGGAUAGGAAAAAAAAAUUGCGAGUCCAAUUUUAGAAUACCUGAUAUGUAUAUGUGCAGCAGAUCUUUAGCUGGAACUGGAAGUAGCUGUGUAGAGUUUGCCUCAGAGUGAGAUGAUUACGUCUAUUUCAGGCUGAGCUUGCUUUGGAGAAACCAGAUUAGCAUGCUGUAACAUUAAGUAUUUGAGUAUAUGAGUGUUGUCCAGCCGCUGAUGGAAUUUCCUGCAUCAUCAUCAUGUUUGCAAUUGGCUGUUAAAUUGAAUCAUAUAUGUAAGGGCAGGGAAAACAUGGAAAGUUUCCUGUGUGUGAGUCCCAAGGCUUGGAACGGGAAUCUCUUGGUCAGUAAACAAAAAGCAAUGUAUAGAAUAAACUUAAGUAUUUAAUGGUGAUGCUCUUUAACUUGUAAUAUCUAUGGAUGUUUGAAUGUACUGAAAAGAGUUUUUUUUUUUUUUUUUAAUCAACAUGAUUAUCACAUCAGUCUGUAAUGUCAGCUCAUUAACAGUCUAUUAAAAUCUUACAGGUUUGAGUUAAUAUAUUGUCACACUGCUGGCUGAUGUGUGUUAUCACCUACACAGAAAUACUGUCAAAGCAACAGGCAUGUAUCAGAUGUUUUUACUUCAUCCCACUGUUCUGUCAAAUCAAUAUGGAAAUUAAAAUUUCUCUUGGUUAAUAAUCA